Messenger RNA from Tarenaya hassleriana, 1210 nucleotides. RefSeq names its product floral homeotic protein APETALA 1-like. The transcript has 8 exons. Gene Ontology annotation, cellular component: nucleus. Bases 222 to 986 code for a protein of 254 amino acids. Gene Ontology annotation, molecular function: RNA polymerase II cis-regulatory region sequence-specific DNA binding; protein dimerization activity; DNA-binding transcription factor activity, RNA polymerase II-specific. The record is from RefSeq and is a predicted model, not a curated record. NCBI's taxonomy places the organism in Eukaryota, Viridiplantae, Streptophyta, Magnoliopsida, Brassicales, Cleomaceae. Gene Ontology annotation, biological process: positive regulation of transcription by RNA polymerase II.
UCCACAAAACACUGCGGCAUCAGUUUUAAAAAAGAAAAGAGAAAUACUUUCCCGUUUGGAUCACAUGAAAACCUGAGCUCUCUCUCUCUUUCUUUCUUUUCCUUUCCCUUUCUCUUGUAGUUUCUACUUCUUCUUGGGGCUCGUUUGUUUGGUUCUUUUAGAGAAAGUAGGAAAAGAAAAGAUUGUGUCUUUUAGAUUUUCAGGGGAAAUUUAAAAAAAAAAUGGGAAGAGGAAGGGUUCAGCUGAAGAGGAUAGAGAAUAAGAUCAAUAGACAAGUGACAUUCUCGAAAAGAAGGGCAGGUCUUUUGAAGAAGGCUAAUGAGAUCUCUGUUCUUUGUGAUGCCGAAGUUGCUCUUAUUGUCUUCUCCCAUAAAGGGAAAUUGUUCGAGUACUCUACUGAUUCUUGCAUGGAGAAGAUUCUUGAACGCUAUGAGAGGUACAAUUACGCCGAGAGACAGCUUGUUGCUCCUGACGCUGACAUAAAUGGGAACUGGACCAUGGAGUUUUACAGGCUUAAGGCUAAGAUUGAGCUUCUGGAGAAAAACCUAAGGCAUUACCUGGGAGAAGACUUGGACUCAAUGAGCCUCAAGGAACUUCAGAAUCUUGAGCAGCAGCUGGAUACUUCUCUUAAGCACAUCCGUUCUAGAAAGAAUCAACUCAUGUCCGAGUCCAUCAACGAGCUGCAGAGGAAGGAGAAGGCGAUACAAGAGCAAAACAGCAUGCUUGCCAAGCAGAUCAAGGAGAGGGAGAAGAUUCUAAAGGCGCAACAUGAUCACUGGGAGCAGCAGAGCCAUGGCCACAAUUUUCAGCCGCCGGUGGCACCGCCUCCUCCUCCUCCGCACCACCCUUUCAUGUUCCCUCACGAGGCUUCUCUUUUUCUCAACAUGGGUGGAAUGUACCAAGAAGAUCCUUCUGAGCUGAGGAGGAACGAUCUCGAUCUGACUCUUGAACCCAUUUUCAAUUGCAACCUUGGCUGUUUCACAUAAUAAUCUAUAUCUAUAUAUAUAUGUAGUAUAAUAAUAGCAAAUAGCCAUAAUUUAUUAUGACUAUCUGUUACAUUUUUACCUAUAUAAUUAUUUAUAUGUAAGUCUUAAUUCGCAUUUAUAAGUAGCAAGCUUCUUCCUAAGCUCUUGCUUUUGGCACUAUGUACGACAACAAUGUGGGAAAACAAAAUUUCUCCAAUCUUUAUCGUCCUAUUAUAUAAUUGCAA